AGUGUGAGGAAGGAAUCUCAGCUCCAGUACCUGUUAGAGCGACGGAUGGCCGGCUGAUCAGAUUAGAGGUGUCAGGGCUGGUUAAUCUGAGAGGGAAGGAAAGACUCUCCAGCGUCGCUUCAUUCAUCGGCGCGGAGGAAGAGUCGCCAGAGCGGCGGGGAAUUUCCCCUCUUUUUUUAAUUUUUAUUUUAACAAUGGAUACCUGCAGGGUGCGAGCUUGGGUGUUCCUACUCCUGAUGUGGCAGCAGAGCAUUUCGGCAUCGCAGUUUCCCACGCAUCUCAUGAUUAAAGAAUGGGUUGAUCAGAUGCAGAAAGAGCUUGUCACCCUGGCGGACACUGCAACAGCGGGGAAAAGGCUCACCCAGAUCUUCCUGAGAAACCAACACUUGUAUAGUGUGGAGCAAAACGAUGCUGAGGAGCUGGUGGCCCGAGCAGCCAGGAACAUAGAAAAUCUUUUACGCAAGAGAUCUGCGGCACUGGAGAAACUGGCUACAGCUGCUGAGAAUUUCCAGAUGGAGCAUCGCUGGAAAGAUGAGUUUGAGGACGAUGAAAUUGCCUACUACAACGCGAAAGACAAUCUGGAUGCAAAUGAGACGGAGGGAAGAAAGUACAGGAUGCGGCCAGAUUUUAAAGAAGAUCCCUCAUUUAAACGUUUGACUGAUCACAACCACACGGCUGUCCACAUCCCUACUGACAUCUAUGAUGGCUCCACCAUUGUGUUGAAUGAGCUGAACUGGACCGAGGCAUUGGAGGACGUGUUCAGAAAAAACAGGGAGGACGAUCCCACACUUCUGUGGCAAGUGUUUGGCAGCGCCACCGGCCUGGCUCGCUACUUCCCAGCAUCCCCCUGGAUGGAUGCAAGGAAAACACCAAGUAAAAUUGACUUGUACGAUGUCCGCAGAAGACCAUGGUACAUACAGGGAGCCGCCUCGCCCAAAGACAUGCUAAUCCUCGUUGAUGCGAGUGGGAGUGUGUCUGGCUUAACUCUCAAAUUGAUCCGGACCUCUGUCAGCGAGAUGCUGGAAACUCUGUCUGAUGACGACUACGUCAAUGUAGUUUAUUUCAACACCAGGGUCAAGAAGACGGCCUGUUUUGACCAUCUGGUCCAGGCCAACGUGAGGAACAAGAAGUUACUGAAGGAUGCCGUGCAGAACAUCACCGCAAAGGGAAUCACAAACUACACAAAGGGCUUUGAAUUUGCUUUUGAGCAGCUGUCAGCGACAAAUGUGAGCCGAGCAAACUGCAACAAGAUAAUUAUGCUGUUUACUGAUGGAGGAGAGGAAAGAGCAAAGGCCAUACUGGAGAAGUACAACGCCGACAAAAAAGUGAGAAUUUUCACUUUUUCAGUUGGACAGCACAACUACGACAAAGGACCUAUUCAGUGGAUGGCCUGCUCGAAUAAAGGUUAUUUCUAUGAGAUUCCUUCAAUCGGAGCCAUCAGGAUAAACACGCAGGAAUACCUGGAUGUUCUGGGCCGACCCAUGGUGUUGGCAGACAAGCAGGCCAAACAAGUGCAGUGGACCAAUGUUUACUUGGACGCUCUUGAAUUAGGUCUGGUGAUCACUGGAACUCUUCCCGUCUUCAAUAAAACGAAAACCAAGGAUGACAGAAACGGCGAGCAUCAGAACCAGUUGAUACUGGGUGUCAUGGGGAUUGAUGUGUCGCUGGAUGACAUCAAGAAGCUGACGCCUCGAUUCACGAUUGGUCCAAAUGGAUACUACUUUGCUAUUGAUCCUAAUGGUUAUGUCCUGCUGCACCCCAAUCUACAACCAAAGAAGAGGAUCCGUAACAGAAAGCUCAGGCUCAAUAAUAAAUAUGCAAUCACUUUUCAUGAGGAGCCUGUCACCCUGGACUUUCUAGAUGCGGAGCUGGAGAAUGACAUAAAAGUCGAGAUCAGGAGAAUGAUGAUUGACGGGGAGAUCGGCGAGCGCACUAUCAAGACGCUGGUGAAAACCCAAGAUGAGAGAUACAUUGAUCGAGGUGUCAGAACUUACACAUGGGCACCGGUCAAUGGGACAGACUACAGUCUUGCCCUUGCUCUGCCCAAAUACAGUGAACACUUCAUCCAAGCUAAAUUGGGAGACAACAUGAGAAAAGCUCUGUCAAUGGAAACGCUGGACCUGGACAGAUUUGAAGAGUUUGGAUACACCUACAUUGCGCCGAGGCAAUACUGCAAAGAGAUGAAGCUGCUACAGAACAACACCCAGUUUCUCCUUGACUUCCACCAGCACAUCGAGAGGAAUCCCUCAAAUACAUGCAAUGUGUCCCUUGUGAGUCGCCUUAUCCUUGAUGCUGGCUUAACAGCUGAACUGGUUAAAGUUUGGGAGGAACAGUCAAUAGAUGGGAUUGUUGCCAGGUUUGUCGCCACAGAUGGAGGAAUAACAAGAGUCUAUCCAAAAAGUGCCGGGGAGGAGUGGAAUGAAAACCCAGAGACGUACGAGUCCAGCUUCUACAAAAGAGCCCUGGACAAUGAGAUUUAUAUUUUUACUGCUCCGGCUUUCAACACAGAGAACAGGGAGAGUGUCCAUGAGUCAGGGAUUCUGGUGAGCAAGGCCGCUGAGCUCACGAUUGAUGAAGUCACGCUGAAACCAGCAGUGGUGGGAGUGAGACUGAAUGUCAGCUUCUGGAUGAACAGUUUCAUCAACGCCACCAUGAAGCUUAAUUGCAAAGAUGAAAUAUGUGGCUGUUUGAGAAACGACAAGCACGUGGACUGCGUGAUACUGGACGAUGGAGGUUUUCUUCUCAUGUCCAACCAGGAUGAUUACAUCAACUUGAUAGGUCAGUUCUUUGGAGAGGUGGAUCCUGUGCUGAUGAUCAACUUGGUCAACACAUCGCUCUACUCCUUCAACAAGACGUAUGACUACCAGUCUGUCUGCGACCCAGAGAAGGACAGCAAGGCAGCAGCCGGACCCAGAUCUGUUUAUGUGCCUACAAUAGCAGACCUGCUGAGUAUUGGCUGGUGGGCUUCCAGCGUUGCUUGGUCUAUACUCCAGCAGCUCUUCUACAGCCUCAUGUUACCCAGUGUUUCAUAUGCAGCUGAGUCUUCGGACGACGACAUCCCAGAUGCGAUGUUCAAAGAAAGCUGCAUCACAGAGCAGACUCAGUAUUUCUUCGACAACGAGGAGAGGUCGUACUCAGGUGUCCUGGACUGUGGAAACUGUUCCAGAAUGUAUCGUGCUGAGAAGCUGCCCAACACCAACCUAGUGUUCCUGAUCACAGACGCCAAGGCAACGUGCCUGUCAUGUGACCCCAGACCGCUGAGGCAGGCUGAGCAACCGUCUGAAGGUCCGGAUCCUUGCGAGCUGGCUCAGAACCCUCGUUACCGAAAAGGACCAGACGUGUGUUUUGACAACAAUGAGAAUGAAGACGAUUCAGAUUGUGGAGGAGGAACUUGUCUGAGCCCGAGUCUCUGGUCGAUGCUCGCGCUCCAACUGCUGCUGCGUCUCUGCGCGUCUCUCGAAAACUCAUGACACACAAAGCCGUCCGUCUCUCAUUCCUCACGGCACACGUGCAUCGCCCAUCCGGGAGGUUCGCAGGACUCCUUUUUUCCAUGACAUUGUCAGUAUUUUCUUUUACGAUGCCAAAGGGUGCUCAUUCACUUCCUUCUAGUUUUCAAAACUCAAAACCCUCCUGAUGGUGCAAGAGUAAGCGCUAACCAAACCCUUUAAUUCCUCUCCGCUCAUCGCUCACCCACUAUGCCAACGACGUACUCGGGCUCUGUACCUUCACUGACAGCGUUGAUUCUUUCCGUUGCUUUUUCAUAUUCGUAGCAUAUCAAUCACGAUGCUGUAAUGAUUGUUUACUUUGGUUGAGGAAUAUCCAUCUGUGUAUUUUAUAAGUGUACUGUACCUAUCUAUGGAUCUGUUUUUGUACUGAAAUUCAACUAGCAUUCCAUGACUAGCUUGGUGUUGUAGUGUAGCAGCAUGUGCUCGGAACAGAGCUAAAGACAACACCAAUCCUCCGACACCAAAGUAGUAUGAAGGACCACGGACAAACCUCUUCAGCGGGAGCUAGCGAGAGAGCAGGGGGUGUCUCUGUAUUAAUCUGCGAGAUGAUACGUUUGCGCUUGGUCUGACAGCUUUGGUCGCCCUUAUCUCGAUGCAUCAAACUUCCAGUGCCUACUUUGUAGCUCAAACUGAAUGAAGUGAAUUGUCGUUUUCGUGCCCAUGGUAGUCUGUGCUGCAUUAUUGCCGAGCAGGUUCUGCUCUCUCUAGGACGCUUGUCCCAUCCGCUGCUGUCAUCCUGUUUGUGCCCGCUCGACAGGAACAGCCAGCGUUUGAUGACAAGAGGGAAGAAACGGCUCCCUCGUGAUGAAACCAAACCAGGCUUUCGCUUGCGUUCCCGACGCCUCUAUUUGUUACUCUUUUUUCUGUUCCAUUUCUGGAUCACUGGACUCAGGAGAUGACAGGCGAAUGAGAUCAGCGUAACAAAAUGGCUGUUUUCUUCCCUCUACUUGCCGUUCUUCCUUUAUUUAUGCUUGUUUCUUCUGCGUUGCUCUUAAAAGUGCUGUGAAGCAGGCGCUGAGCGUUCAGUGUCUCUGGAUGAGCUUGUUCCGUGUACGAACGCUGCCUUCACCCGCGGUCAGCAUCAGGGACUGGUGGAGAGAACUGCAGCAUGGUUGUGCUGCAGACGCUUCUGCUCAGCCUUACCGGACCACGAAUCCAAAACAUGACAUGCCUUCUUCGUCGGUGUGGUUCUCUCCACGCCGUCCUCGUGUUGACGUGCUGGUGUCGAGUGUUCAGGUUAUGCCUGUCUUUCAAAGUCGUGUGUUGACUUGCGUUUUAGCCCAGGGGUCCCCCAUGUCUACAGUGUGUGCAGGCAUGCCCCCUCCCCCCCCCCCCCACUCCCUAUAUCUGAUUGUGCUUUAAUACUGAAUAUGAAAUACUCUUUUGUGGAACUUGACAAGCCUGAAUGAUUUUUGUAUACAUUUGUACAAUAAUACUAUUUACUGUAUAAAAGAGAAAUGAUGGAGAAGAAAAAAUGUUUAUAAUAUGGUGUUGGAUAUUGUGCGGAUAUAUUCACAAUAAAAGUGUUGUAUUGUUAUGAC
Molecule: messenger RNA, 5047 nt
Organism: Synchiropus splendidus (mandarinfish)
Lineage: Eukaryota; Metazoa; Chordata; Actinopteri; Syngnathiformes; Callionymidae
Product: voltage-dependent calcium channel subunit alpha-2/delta-1
Exons: 39
Coding region: 195-3470 (1091 amino acids)
Cellular component (GO): L-type voltage-gated calcium channel complex
Molecular function (GO): voltage-gated calcium channel activity
Source: RefSeq, a predicted model, not a curated record